Molecule: messenger RNA, 453 nt
Organism: Aspergillus pseudoviridinutans
Lineage: Eukaryota; Fungi; Ascomycota; Eurotiomycetes; Eurotiales; Aspergillaceae
Exons: 2
Coding region: 1-453 (150 amino acids)
Source: RefSeq, a predicted model, not a curated record
AUGGAGAUUGAUCCUCUAUAUCGUGGUGCGGUGGUAACUGCUUCUCUGCUGGUAUUCGUCCCCUUUCGCAAGCCUCUAUCCAUUAACCAAACACUGGCACUGGCUCCGGAAUUGAGUCAGGCAACGAAGUUCGACCUUCUUAGGGCGGGGGUGAAGUUUGCCAUCAAUUUCCCAAUCAUUCGGUUCGAGUUUUUCACCGGUAAUUUCCAUGCAUUAAAGCUUCUCCACGCGUACCUGCGUUUCUUCGACGGUUCCUUAGGCAUCUUCGGGGCCCUGGCGUACCUCGUCGCGGGCGUUGCAGCCAAGUCCAAGAAGGAUGUUGCUCUUAUGGCCACUGCUGCGGAUGUGACAGCAGCGAUAACCAGGUGGGCUCUCAAGUACGGCGAUAAAUGGGCCGAGAACAAGAUCAAAGAGUCGCAGCCACCGGAUAAGCAGGGCUACAAGGCGCCAUAG